Messenger RNA from Musa acuminata AAA Group (dessert banana), 1799 nucleotides. RefSeq lists its product as uncharacterized. The transcript is spliced from 10 exons. Bases 1 to 885 code for a protein of 294 amino acids. The record is from RefSeq and is a predicted model, not a curated record. NCBI's taxonomy places the organism in Eukaryota, Viridiplantae, Streptophyta, Magnoliopsida, Zingiberales, Musaceae.
AUGCUUUGGGUGCUUUCAGAUGAACUUUUGCCAUCUGAAUCACACAUCCACAUCAAAAUUACCGGAUACUCCGUCGUCUCCAGGUUCGCCUUUGGCGCGCGGCGCCACCACCUCCUCGGCCUGGCGCUCCACCGCGCCAUCCUCGUCCUCCUCUCCACCUCCGUUCCCAUCGCGAUCCUCUGGCGCUUUCUGUUGGCGAGCUUCCCACUCUUCUUUGUCUUUUCCCCCCAUUCAUCUCGCUCCAAACCCUCGUCCCCUGCUCUUCCCCAAUGCCGCUCUCGGGUUCCAAGAUCACCUCUCGCUCCUCCUCUGUCCCCGCUUAUCGGCGAAACCCCCAUUUUCACGGCCGCCGCGGUAGAUCCGGCACCACGAGCGCUCCGGUUGGUGGUUGUCGCAAUAGCUCCAGCGAGGGGAGCAAUAGCCGAGAUCUUCGAUCAAGUGAUCGAAAAGAAGUUUUCAGACAGUCACAUUAAUUUCAGAUUUAGUAAUUGUGAUUGUUUCAGCUAUCAUCAACGAUAUUACCUUUUCCUGCCUGGGACAGCCAGUCACACUUUUUUCUUGAACUGGAAAUCAAGUAUCAUCCGUGUUUCUAUUAUACAAACAAAUGGAACUUCUGGCUUUGAAAUAUUUGGUUGUGUUGAAAAAGUUGGUCAUAAAAGCUGGAAAUGUUUGUUGAGUUCAAGCCAUUACUUCAGCUGUGGCGGUAACUUUUCGAUGAUGUAUGGUCAUUUGAUUUUGGAUCUCUGCAACCAGGAGGAGACUAUUGCGCAAUUUAGUGUCGUGUUUCUCCUUUCUGCGCUGUGUCCUGAGAUUUCCUGUACUAAGCUAUGUGGUGGAAAAUCGUCAGAAGGCAUAAUUAUUGGUUCUUUCUUAUCUAUGUCAUAGGCAGCAGUGGCAUUAAAAUUUUAAGUGGGAAACAACAUCACAAAUUCCUACAUGGCCAAGUUAUAAAUGGUGCACUCCGGCAACAGGAGGUGGGAAACCUUGGCAAUGUUGGUGGGAAAGAUUUGUUUCGUAAUUUGUAUCUCAUCACCCCAACCACUCUCUUUACGUGGAAGAAGAGUCGGAAACAAAUGGGAGACGGACGGCGCUCUUUGGUCUGGCCCUUCGAUUCCGUCCCAUGGCAUCAACGAGCGAGAAGAGCCCCACGGAGCGAAAUCCGCCGCCGCCUCCUCCUGCACUCGACCCACCAAUUCGAAACCCUUACUCGGAUCUCGUCUCCUUCUUCUCCCGAAGGCGAAGACGGGACCGUGGUGAUGGAAGUCGCGGCGGGAGAAGGGGAAGGAGACUGCCCUCUCUGAAAAAUGUUUCGGCAGUUGUUUCACGAAGUCAGAGCACCAGUUUCAGCCUACAUGCGGCAGCCAAGAAUCCAAGGUCAUUCUGCCUAAAGAGGAACACAACGGACCUACAAGACUUCCUUGAAAGGAGAAUUUCUUUCCACGGAUAUAAUUACCCUGCAGCGCCACCCUCCUGACUGUCUGAUUCUGAUCCAAGAACUUAACAUGGCUUGGUUGAGCUUCGCUACAGGUUUCUCCAUACAAACUAUGGUAUGCGUACUGUGAUGAAACGAAAUAUAAGUUUGGAUCACCUGUACGUGAGUGUAUUCUCACUCAAAUAUUUCUCCAUCAUCACCAUCUAAAAAUUAGUUGCAUGUCACUAGACCUUUCUCCAUCAUAAGUGUUUGAUUCAGUAUAUUUUUUCUGAUGAUUCUCAAAAUUAUGUACAUGCGAACUGUUCUUGAAAUUCCAGUUUUCUGACUGUGGACAUUUGACCACAAUUAAUGCAUUUCAGAAUGGAUU